UUCAGGCAUGUUGUCUUGUUAUACAUUUUUAGAAAAGCAGAAACCGGGAUUGUGAAAGUUGCACACUUGGAGGAAUACAAUCAUGCACUCUUGCCAAGACUGGAAAAUGAGCCUAUAUGCAGUUGCCAUAAUUCUAGCCUUGGUGAUUCAAGACAGUCAUGCACAAGAAUGUGGUCAACCAGUCUUCAAGAGUCGGAUUGUGGGAGGGACUGAUGCAGUCAAGGGGGCAUGGCCAUGGCAGAUCAGUUUACAAUAUCUUGGCACACAUAGAUGUGGUGGGUCCCUCAUAACACCUGACUGGGUCGUGACUGCUGCUCACUGCAUUAUAAAACCAGUCAAUAUGAGUAUGUACGCAGUGAUCCUAGGAGGAUAUCAGUUGGACCUUCCGAAUUCAAACAUGCUCACACUUGGAGUCAGUAAUAUAAUCAUCAAAGACAACUACAUAAACGCUACACUUGGUAAAGACAUUGCUGUCCUACAACUUGCACAAACUGUGAAUUAUACAGACUACAUCCGUCCAGUUUGCCUGCCAAACUCUUCUUACUCGAUUCCUGAUGGUACAAUGUGCUGGGCCACUGGUUGGGGUGAUAUCAGCUCAGGUGUCAGUCUUCCAUACCCUCAGACUUUACAGCAAGUGGAAAUGCCCAUCAUAAAUCAGCCGCAGUGUGAUUGCAUUUAUCAUGUGAACAAUACUUACACUGAACAAGAGCAGAUCGUAUCAUCUGAUACCAUAUGUGCUGGGUACACGCUGGGUGGAAAGAGUACCUGUCAGGGUGACUCUGGAGGACCACUAGUAUGCAAGGAGGGUGCAGUCUGGAUACUGGUAGGUCUGACAAGUUGGGGAUAUAGAUGCGCACAGCCUCUUCGCCCUGCGGUGUUCACACAUGUCACAGAAUUCCAGACAUGGCUUCAGAGCAAUGUGCCCAGGCUGCAGUUUGUGACAUUUACCCAAACUUCAACAUCGCCCUUGGUUAAUAUAACAUGCGAGUUCCAAAAUGGAGUGGCAGUGAUAAUACAGGAUAAUGGAAAUCCUUACGCAAGCACUGUCAGCACAAAUUCUGCAAAGGAUAGUGCAGCGAUGAUUGGUGCCACCAACAUAAAUCCUAGUAUCACAACAGAGAACAGUGUCACCCUCACAAAUCUUAGUACCACAACAGUGAACAGUGUCACCCACAGGAAUCCUAAUACCACAACAGUGAACAGUGCCAUUAAAUAUGCCAAUUGCGUCGGCAUUUUUAGACUCUUCACCAUCUUAACAAGUAUGGCUUCUGUCCUGGUAGUCUUCCAUCUGCAAAUGUAGAUAUGCCUUAGACCAAUUGACAUUCACUUGCCAUGUCUGCUAUUUGUGCUUAAUUCCACAGGAAGAUGAAAUUAGUGACAAGAUUCUACAUAUAGAAGAGAAAGAUGAUAUAAAAGUGGACAAGGGGGUUGCAUGGGAUUAAAUUAAAUUUUCCCAAAUUCAAGCCCUACUUCACAGAAUUGACAAUUGAUUACUCUGUGUGUAGGUGUGUGCAUCUCGUUGUCUGUAGUUUAGGAGAUAAAACAUUUCAAUUUUACAUCAACAACAAAAUUGUACAAUCCUCUUAAUAUACAUAUUGUCUGUGAUUUUUGGAAAUUGCCGCUAAUGAGCAGUAGUUUGUAAGACAGUAAUACACCAAAGUAUCUGCUAAGCAUAGCAAAAGUGUUGAUACCAGUUAUUUAUUU
This is a messenger RNA of Protopterus annectens (West African lungfish), 1704 nucleotides long. Its product is annotated as serine protease 33-like. The transcript has 6 exons. The coding region runs from base 83 to 1300 and encodes 405 amino acids. The record is from RefSeq and is a predicted model, not a curated record. Gene Ontology annotation, biological process: proteolysis. Gene Ontology annotation, molecular function: serine-type endopeptidase activity. NCBI's taxonomy places the organism in Eukaryota, Metazoa, Chordata, Ceratodontiformes, Protopteridae.